Messenger RNA from Anopheles stephensi (Asian malaria mosquito), 2055 nucleotides. RefSeq names its product N-terminal Xaa-Pro-Lys N-methyltransferase 1. Gene Ontology annotation, biological process: N-terminal protein amino acid methylation. Gene Ontology annotation, molecular function: N-terminal protein N-methyltransferase activity. Bases 198 to 1010 code for a protein of 270 amino acids. The record is from RefSeq and is a predicted model, not a curated record. The transcript has a single exon. NCBI's taxonomy places the organism in Eukaryota, Metazoa, Arthropoda, Insecta, Diptera, Culicidae. Gene Ontology annotation, cellular component: cytoplasm.
UUUAUACUUUACACAGCUGGGUUGAGUUUCAACUUGGCGGACUACCAAACAAACAAACCGUAUUUUUCGCGAAUCCACAACAAACCAACCCGCCAUCUACCUCGUGCUUGUAGGAUUUAGUAAAGCAAAAGUAGCCCACCGAUCGUGCAAAGCAAGCAAAGUGCACUCGAAAUUCAACAAGUGUUCCUUACAUCUAAAUGGCAUCACAUACAGCGAACCAUGAAGGUAGUAACUCCACAAAUACUCCCACCGACGUAACAAACUCACCGAUCGAAGCCGACAACAACAACGCACGGUGCGAAAAUGGUACCGAAUGCUCCACGGCGGCAGAGGAUGUGCUGGCGGACAGUGAGAGCUAUUACAAUAAUGCCAAAAAAUAUUGGUCAAACGUGUCGCCCACGGUUGACGGAAUGCUGGGUGGGUUUGGUAGCAUAUCGUUCAUCGAUAUCCGCGGGUCCGAGCAGUUCCUGAAGUUCCUGUACAAGCAAAAGCCGGCGCCGGGUCGCAAGCGGGCACUGGAUUGCGGUGCGGGCAUCGGGAGAAUCAGCAAGAAUCUGCUACUGCCACUGUUCGAGCAGGUGGAUCUGGUCGAGCAGGACGAACACUUCUGCCAGACGGCACGCACCGAACUGGCGGACUUUGGUUCGAAGCUAGGAACAGUAUUUAACGCCGGAUUGCAGGACUUUGUGCCCGAGCCCGGGCGGUACGAUAUUAUUUGGGCGCAGUGGGUGCUGGGCCAUCUAACGGACGAAGACACGGUACGGUUUUUGGAACGCUGCACGAACGCACUCACCCGGGGCGGCAUGAUAGUGAUGAAGGAAAACUUUACCACCGGCGACGUGGUGGACGUCGAUCGGACGGACUCAUCGGUAACGCGACCGUUAGUGCAGAUGAAGCAGUUGCUAAAGCAGGCGAACAUGCGCGUCGUCAAGGAGCAACGGCAAACAAGCUUCCCCAAAGAACUCUAUCCCGUGUACAUGUUGGCGCUCCGACCUACGGUAAAGAAAUAAAAUUACGGUAAAACCCCGGGCAUGGCAAGCUGCUACCUUUACAAGCGCGUUGCGUGUGAUUUUGUACGAGUUUUCCUUUCUUUUUAUUUUGAAUAAUACGUCCAUCGUUUGUUCUACACAACCCUAACCGAUCUGUGGGUGCCGUACACCAAAAUGCAUACACACUAAACACUCAACCGGGCACAAGUCCGGAGCGCCAGCACUACAGUGAGCGGCACACAUUCCAUCUGCUUAAAGUUUGUCCCCACACGGAUGAUCAAAACCUUCGGCCUUUCCAUUUCAAAUGUGUUGCAUAAGCAAAGAGAGUAUCUUUUGUACGAUAGAUUUAAUAUUCCGCUUGCCAAAAGCGGACCAAUGUGCAGCAUGCAUGAUGAUGUUCCGAAAGCAUGUGUGUACUCAGCCAUCAAAUGAACGUAGUUGGGGGAAUUUAUGAUUCACAUUCUUAGUGAACAAAGCAUCAGUUCAGUUUUGUUCGGUGUUACGUGUAAUUACAAGUCGAAGGGGAUCAAAUUUCGAUUUUGGAAUCUAAAGACUUAUACACUGCUCCCUGGUCUUUUCUGCAGCCAAAGCAUCUACGGAUCUUUUGCAUCUAUCAUCUAUCAGACGUUGUGAUUGUAAUUGAUUGAAAUUAUUCGAAAAUCAUAUAUACGUAUCGAUCGGGUAUUUUAAGCACUACAUGAACCGUCUUCUUAAAACUGAUGCUUCCGCCACAAACGACGCUCCACCACUCGCGAUCAAAUACAAAGGUCUAACCCCUAUUAUGCCGGAAUAUAAUGCUUACAAACGUAAUAUAGACAUAAUAUCGAAACUCAAGAAAACCUAUCAACAGUCAGUCGCAGAACCAUUCGGGUAUGGGAUGAAUAAACAAAAACUCUUCGCCGCGCGUGUUAACAUAAUUUUCGAAAUUAUUUACAAUGGAGAAAAAGGGAAAACAGUCAGCCUCGUAGCAAAAUGCAAUAACAUGGUUAAACUCAAUAUAGCACACCAAAGCAAAACUAAACAUAACGUAACAUAAUAAUAAUAACGUAAUAAAAGCGCAGGAAGU